Lepisosteus oculatus (spotted gar) is the source of this 5181-nucleotide messenger RNA. Lineage: Eukaryota; Metazoa; Chordata; Actinopteri; Semionotiformes; Lepisosteidae. The record is from RefSeq and is a predicted model, not a curated record.
AUCCACAAAUUUGAAUAUAGUGUGAAAAUAAAUGUCAUUUUACAAUUUACAAAGACCUUGUAUUCCCAGGGAUUAUUCGAAAUCUGUCAGGCUUUAAAACCUGUAUUAAAUCGAAGAACAUUUUCUUAUUUUCGCUCUUAAACAUCUGCGUAAUGUCGAACACUCCUUGAAGCCGUCCAGAACGGCGGAAAUUAGCGUCUUCUGCGCGUCCAGGAAGUACCGGAAGCACCAUGUUUACAUCGCUGCAGCAUCUAUACAGUGAUAUCUACUUGCUGCUUCGCUACAUCUGAAGUUUUUGUGUAAAAACAAAUUGUCUUCCCCUAUACGCGUUUAUAUUUUUUCAUAUAUAUUAUAAUACCCCACAAAGCAGAGAUUAAGCUGUUAUUAAAUAAUUGGAGUUGGUUUUCUUUAAAUCAUUGGAAAAUGGAACAGCUCGAAUCGGAAGAGAAAAGUGAGGAAUGCGGAGCCCAGGCUUCUCACUUGCCCAGUGCAGAGCACAGCGAGAAUAAAGGCAAUGAGCUGUGUGCGAAGGAGCCUAAAUCUCACUCCUGUAAGCUUUGCGGCGUGAAAGAUGUCAAUAUUUUACAGUACUACAUGCAUCUUGUGGGAGGAAAGCACAGACAGAGGUUGCGCCAGGAAGGCCUGACAGUUCCUGAUUCAGAAGCAAGUUUACUAAAGAAGGGAGUUCUGCAUGUCUAUAUGGAGAUGCAGAACCGCAAGGAGCCAAUUAUUGGCUUGCAGUUUGUGGUCCAGUUCAAGAGCACGGGGGACUCGGAUCAUCCAUAUUACUUCUGCCAGCUGUGCAAAGUCCUGUGUCAGAACGACGCUAUCAGCCACGUUGCCAGCCGUACGCAUCGCUUUACUUACAUUAAAGAAAUUCAUCCAGACAUGCUGCCUCAGAAUUUGAAAAACCCUGGGGCGAUUCACCUCCUGAAACCCAUCGCGCAGACGCUGGAGACGAAGGAGGGCAUGGGGGAGGUUCAGGUGCAGACCUUGUCUCCUGACGACUGGUCUAAAUUUAAAACAAUGAGCCUGGAAGAGAUUAUGGAGAAGUAUCAGGUGGCAGCGUUCUCCACGAAGCUCCCCAGUGGCGAUUCAGAAAAGUGCCAGAGCGACCUCCCAGUUGAAGCUUUGCCUUUUGAAAAGAAUAAGAAAAUAGAGAAGCUCAAUGCACAGAAAGAAGUCAAGGAACGGAAAUUUCCCUGCUGUGAGAUCUGUGAAGUGGUUUGCAGCAGUGAGAUACAGUUAAACAUGCACUUGAACGGAAAGAAGCACAAACUGAAACUGAAAACUGUUCAAUGCAAAGAAAACUGGACUGCAGAAAGUGUGGGGACCUUAAAAAACUAUGUUGAAAAUCCCAAGAGGUCUGAACCAGUGGUGGGCCUGAAAUACGUGACAGAAUAUCGCUUCCCAGAUGAAAACCAAGUUCCUUAUUACUUGUGCAGCCUGUGCAAAAUCAAGAUGAAAACAGGUAUUACAUCUCAUGUCACGAGCCGGAAGCAUCGCUUCAUCUACAUGAAACAACUGCAUCCCGAUUCGCUGCCAUUCUAUUUGAACCUAGAUCAAAUUCCUAAGAUAAGCUCCUUCCUGAGGGAAAAGGCUGAGAUCCUGGAGAAGACCUUUGGACGUGGCGAAUACCUGGUAGAAGUACUACCAGAAGGUGAUGACCAAAAACUCAUGACCUUGAACUAUGAUGAAGCUCUGAAACUCCUGCAAAACAGGAGUCAAAAGAAGGGCAAGAGGACUUCUAAUCAUGUGUUAGAAGAUGAAAGGGGUCCGGAUGACAGUGAUUGCAGACGAUCGUCAGAAGUUCAGAUGAGGGAAGAGAGGUGUAUGGACUUUCCCAGCCAGAGGCAUCCUGGGAGAAGGGCUCUGGAUAUAGAUCGUGACUACUGGCCCAGGAGAGAGUGUUCUGAAAAAGGCUUGACCAGGUACCCAGAAUAUCACUCUAGAAGAAGGUCUCCUGGAGAUGAGCAGGGGAAUCACUAUGGGGCGUGCAGAGAGCCUGUAGAUCAUUUAAAACAGAAGCCAAGAGGAAGAUACAGUUCUGCAGGCUUUCCAGCACACAGAGACAAAUCUUACUUCACUGACUUUGACCCAUACACCUCGCGUGGGGGGAGCCCUGAUCCAAGGUACCCCAGGAGCCAUAAAGCACAGGAUUUCAUUACAACUUAUGAAAGGCAGAAAUAUUCUGACGAUCUGCCUAGUCUCUCGAAGGAAAGGCAUCCUUCAGAUGCUGAUGAUGACAAAUACCUUUUGCGUCGUAAAAGGCAAAGACAGUGGGAGGACAUCCCGGAAGACAGGUUCUCAGAACCUGAUAAUGAAGGCUUAAGAGGUGAAGAUCAUUCUGGAUGGAAGUAUUCUGAAGACAGAGCAGGUUAUAGAUACAUUAGAGGUGUUAAAGAGGAUAAAUACCAGUUGGACUAUAAAAGACCUAGAUUAUCAGCUUCCAGGUACAGUCUGAAUGAAGAAACAGGCACUCCCUAUCCCAGUAUCGCAAGGAACAGAAUAUUGGAGGAACCUACGGAUAAUGGGUGCCCUGAGAGCAGAAUAGAGAGGGGCCAUACAAAAUUAAGAGAAUACGUCUCGGUGGCAAAAUUUUCUCUGUGUGUUUGGAGCUCAGAUGGAAAUCCUGCAGGCCAGAGAUCGUCUGAGGACACAAGUGGGGGACAUUACUCUGUAAAUCCACAAGAAGAAGGGGUAGAAAACCUCCAACCCAAAUGCCACAGUAAUUUCUACUCAGAAACUGGUAUAGAAAGAAGAAGGUUACCUGAAGAUCUUCCGGGUCAAAGGUACCCUGAGGAUUACACGGGCAGGAAUCUGCCUGGGGUUGUCUGGGGGGACAGAUUAAAAGAAGACAUUCCAGGACCCUGUCAAGUUGAAGACGGCAGCAGUAGAAAGCUUCCACCAGGUGCUGGUUUUAAAGAAUUUGCUUCAGGUUACACAGAGCACCCAUCUCAAGACAGAAGAUACAGUGACAAUACGUCAGAGCCUAGGGCAGUGCAGGGUCUGGGCUAUGAACGAUACAGGUUACCAGAAGAUGACUUGGGAGUAAAGAGUACUGCAGGUAUUGAACGGUACAGAUUUGUGGGAGAUACCUCUGCCAGCAGGCUCUCCAGCAAAUCCCCAAUGGGUUUGCCAAGUAAAGAUUUUGAGAGGUGGGGAAUGCGUGAGGGUCCUCCUUCCAGCUACCUUGCGGGGAACACCCACCAAGAAAGCCCAGCAGAGAGUGCAGAUGCUGCCGGUGUGUGGUGCACUGAGAGCAGGGCAGGGAGGAGUUAUCCUUCCUAUGCUCAGACACACACACUUUCCACCGGCACUCAGAGGCACAACCUGUCAGAAGAUGGUGGAACUGGCUCGAGACAAAGCUUUGGGGCUCGGGACAAAGCUACGGCCUGUGACGUCCAGGGCCAGGUAGUGAGUGAGUACCUCCGAGGUAUAAGGUACUCUGCACAGAGUGUCGGCAGAGGCGAGCCUGGGGGAGGCCAACCCAGAGGAAAGCCAACAGGGGGAGCAUCCCAUGCUGGGGCCCCAGGGAGAAGGGACAAUGAGGAAGGCAGAAGGGCCGAAGAGCCAUGCUGGUUCACUCACAGUGACACACAAUUGGGAACACAACCCCUGAAGGCCCAAAUGUCUGUAGUCUACCAGUCUUGUACCCAGAGAUCACAAGAGCCAGAAAGAGCUUUUACUUUAGGAGGCAAAUCCAGCAACCCUGCAGCCUUCAGUCCCAGACAGCAUGGUGCUGGACAAUUGAGAAGCCAAGACUCUCCCACAGUCAGUAUACCCGGCUUGGAUUGCAUUUCCUCAGAGCAGGGCGACAGUGUCCCAGCAACUGUAACAACACGUACAGCUAGAGUACUGCAAGUGUUGGAGCAAAUCUUAAUGGUACAGCCUCGAUCCAGUGGCCAGAGACCCUCAGCUUCAUCAGGCCUUUAAUGGAGAGGCCUUGUCUGGCAGCCUGAGAGAGGCUGACGGCUGUGAACCCUGCAUCUGCACACAGGAGAGAAUGAGGAAGUGUAAUUACAUUCCUCCAGCCCGCCCACCUUGUAACCAGUCGUUUUCUAACACUAGCGCCGAUUGGAAGAGAAGCACCUCCUUCAUGGACAGCACCACAGAGCCUGCAUGUGCCUGGGGGGGUCACAGGGGUUGCAGUAUUAUCGAGAGCUGAGAGAGCCCUGGCUUACUCAUCCCAGCCUACAGUUACAGCACUCACCCAGGUGUUCAGUACUGCUUGGGGAAAUCCUGGUCAAUUGACUAGUGACAUGGAUCUAGACUCUUUUUUAUGAACAGCAAGUUCAUGAAUAUGAUACAAUAAUAAGGGCAUGCACCCCGAAAUAUUUUGGCUUUCCAAGCCUUGCAGUGUGCAAUAUUUAAAUCUUUUGGAGAAUGUGUAGAUUUUGUUGUAAAUCAUAAGAAAGAACCCAGUUUAAGCUCUUUUUAAAAAAAAAAAAACAUAUUUGUUUAGUGAUGCUUUGAACAGUACAUUUUAAAAUAUUUUUUGUACUGAAAACAAAAUCUGAAGCAAAAGCAAGGUGUCUCAGGCAUAAAAGAGAAAAGAUUCAUCUCCAAUCUGUCUCUUGCACCACAAACAUAGUAGAACAGCCAUGUCUUCCUCACAAGAUGAUCCUGGAUGGCCCAGUGUAGCCUUGAUCUUUCUUCCAGACCCCUACAUGCUCUUUGAACAGAGAAUCUGAGGAUACAUGGUAGUUGGGCUCAGAGGAGGAAGAAGGGACUAAGGAGCAUGGUCAGCAUUGUGCACACUGACAGACAGACUUGUCAAAGAUCUUGGGUGAAAGUGCUGCAGAUUCCCUUUUUCACAAGUGCCCUGUUGGCCUCAGGUCCUCUCUAGUUCUCACAUAAAAUUGUCCAUCUAUCUGUCUAGCAGUCUGCAGAAAGUUCCACUCUCAUUGCCUAUGGAAGUGUUCCUUCACUUUUAUGAGAUUGUGCAUUCGUUAAGGAUGUUUGUUCUUUUCCUUUUUAUUUUUUUCAAACUUAAAAACAAGUCUUGAUUCCAAGAAAAAUGUGAAGAUACAGUAAAUUAGCUCUUGGUUGUUGAUGUUGGACAAAGAACUGGGAGGACACCCAGAUUGGGGUUGUGUUUAAUCUAAGUUCUUUAAAAUGUUUAAAAUACUGAUGUUUUACUUUUUGUGUUUAUAGCCAUUGGUUAAUAAAUAUUAGUAU